This is a messenger RNA of Drosophila takahashii, 477 nucleotides long. RefSeq names its product mitochondrial pyruvate carrier 2. Lineage: Eukaryota; Metazoa; Arthropoda; Insecta; Diptera; Drosophilidae. Gene Ontology annotation, biological process: pyruvate import into mitochondria. The record is from RefSeq and is a predicted model, not a curated record. Gene Ontology annotation, molecular function: pyruvate transmembrane transporter activity. Gene Ontology annotation, cellular component: mitochondrial inner membrane.
AUUCCUUUCUUUUUAUUUAAUUUUAUGUUUAAAAUUCUUUGUUAUCUUUAAGAAUGUCCAAAGGCACAGGACCUUUGUCCAAGUUGUAUAACGCUACUAUUAGUGUUGUAGAUAAGAUUGUUCCAAACGCAGUACAGCCACUUUGGCAAUCCCCAGCAGGUCCUCGUACAGUUUUUUUUUGGGCUCCAGCGUUUAAGUGGACUUUGGUGCUGGCGGGUCUGAGUGAUACUCUAAAUCGUCCUGCUGCGAACAUAUCGCUCAAUCAGUGUGCCUCCCUGGCAGCAACUGGUUUAAUUUGGUCCCGCUACUCAGUGGUUAUAACGCCCAAGAACUACAGUCUUCUGGCCGUUAAUGUAGCCGUGUUCUUCAUCCAAGGUUAUUUAGUGGUCAAGCACCUAAGAUGGCGCAAUGAAAAUAUCCGGAAUGCUGUGAACAAGCAUAAUAACUAUCCGAUCAACAAGGAGGAUGAUUGGUAAC